This is a messenger RNA of Triticum turgidum subsp. durum (durum wheat), 1845 nucleotides long. The record is from the annotation of a GenBank genome assembly. Lineage: Eukaryota; Viridiplantae; Streptophyta; Magnoliopsida; Poales; Poaceae.
AUGAACCCUUCCUAUCUCAUCACGACUCCAAGUGUUGCCAUCAUGUCCUUUUCGGUUGCAGAGGAGACCUUCACAUGUAUCCGGUCACCACCCUUCUGGGUACCAGGAGCGCCGCCGGCCUCCUGGUUGGCCUCAUCAGGAGAGCAACUAAUGGAGAUGGAUGAGCAACUAUGUUUGGUUCGCAACAGAAUCCCUCAUGGUAGUAACACUUUGGAGAUCUGGAAACUGCUGGACUAUAGCUCUGGUGACUGGUUACUGAAUCAUCGAAUUAAUUUGUCGGGGCACCUGGCAAGAGAUUUGCGUCAGUCACAAAUUCUGAGAGUUAUUGGAUCUUUUCGUAGUUACAGGUCGACAAGGAAGAAGAUAAUCAUCACUACUAGCAUGCACAAGAUUUUCAACAAGUAUCAGAAAAUGGUUCACACCUAUGACCCUAGGUCUGAGGCUCUGGAAACCAUUCUUUCAAUCACAGAGACACACUCAAUUCCACAAUAUGCUUGUCCUAGUUCAAGAUUCGGUUUCAUUCAAGAAACCCUUGCUCCCGUGCAUAGAACAGAUGAAGCCUUGUCAUCUGACCUGGCAAAGGUGACUAGAGAGAUCCUACUCCGCCUCCCAGCUAAAUCAGCCAUACUGUCCAAAUUUGUCUGCAAGCAGUGGUUCAGAUUGAUUGAGAGUGAAAACUUCAUUCGGUCAUACUUUCAGCAUAAGAACAUGGACAAAAGACCUAAGGUCAUGCUUGUGGUCAAGAGCACUGGACAGUUGGGCUUCAGUUUCACUCCAUUGAAUAAAUGCCUACAAGAAGCUCCUAGUCACAGUACAUUGCUUGAUACGAAGGUGGUUUGCUCUAAGCCUUGCCAUGGGCUGAACUUGGUAAGCACCGAGACGAAGGACUAUCUCUGCAAUCCAUGUACAGGUUUCCACAGGGUUUACUGUAACCUGGGGCCAAAUUUGCACCUUCCCUCGAGAAUGCAUAAAGCAGAAGAGCAUGCUUUUACAGUCGGCAAUAAAAAUGUUGGCUUGACUUUCAGCCCUUCGACUCGUCAACAUGUUAUCGUGGAAAUCUUCUAUCACCGGAAGGACUUCAAAUCUCGUCAGUAUGACAUGACAUGCGCGUUAUACUGGUGUAACUCUUGGAGUGCUGCCCAACAGAUCUCGGUACCUCCUCUGCCUGUGAAUGAUAUGCCACCGGCCUAUGUUGAAGGAGUGCUGUACUGGAUGAGUGAACCAAGGUUGGGACAGUGCUGUGAAUGGACCAUUGUCUCUUUCAAUCUUGCUAAAAGAACGUUUGAUGUUGUCCCCUGUCCUUCGUGGUUUGCAAGAUGGAAUAGCAGAAACCGCUGUCGUGCAUUUGUUGUUGAGCUCGAGGGAGUAUUAUGCGCUGUCCUAGCAGAUCCAGUGGCAGACAAAUUAGAUGUAUGGAAGCUAGAGCAUGGCCAAUGGGGCAGAGCAUACACAAUUAACCUGGAAGCAUGUCCUGGCUAUUCCCUCAAGACAAGUGUUGUGAUGCCAUUAGCUGUUGAUCCUGAUCAUGGGAGGAUCCUGCUCAACACUGGGAGAAAGAUAGGUCUAUAUGAUCCAGUAGAGCAAACAAUUCUAAAUCUGCAUUCACUUGAUCAGGUACAGGUUGCCAGUAGUCCACACCUUGAGAUGCCUUCAACGUUAUCACGGAAUAGUUUGACAUGCUCCAAAGAAGAGUCGGCGGCGGAAAUGAAUAGAAUGGACUCUGAAAUUAUUCCUUUUGUUCCUAUGUUAUACGAGGAGAGCUUGGCAUGUUACUCUUCUGUGCGCAAAGCAAAAAUGCUGUGGCUGGCAUGUAUGUCAGCCGCCGGCAUGGACUAUGGCCGCUGA